AUGAAAUUCAAGUCUUCUCUUUGGAUUACAGAGAAAGAACGACAAGAUGAGGGUUUGCAGUUACGCUCUGCGCUUGAAAUUCCUUUUUCUUGCCCGUGUACAGAGAAAAUGAAACCCGUUGAUUUUAUCGUGAAUGCCGCAUUUGUAGAGCAAACCGAUUUGUUUUUCUUCUUUAUGCGACGACCUUUGCCGGUGCGUUGUGUCUGCCAUGGAGUGCAUUGGAUAUUUACUGGAGUUCAGUGGCGCGCAAUAUCCGACUCAAAUUUUUCCUUCACAUGGAUGGAAAAACUCUUUGCAUGCGUCAAUCACAUGUUGUCUGAUGCGUGUCCAGUCAAGGCAUCGUCGCAACAUAACGCCUCAGCAUUCAUCAACUGUCCAGGAAGAGAAGUGAAGAGUUACGUACGUGAGUUGAUUCUUCCACCUUCCACAACAAGUGGGCGACAAACCGAGUUUUUUUGGAUUGAUCAUACCGCUAUUUCCUUGCACGGUGUGGCUCUCUUCACAGAUGCGGCCUGGUUCCCAUUAAACGCAACAGCCGUGAACCCAUCCUGCAUGUACAAUGCGGAUCAGAUACUGCUUUGCCGUUGA
Molecule: messenger RNA, 588 nt
Organism: Trypanosoma cruzi
Lineage: Eukaryota; Euglenozoa; Kinetoplastea; Trypanosomatida; Trypanosomatidae
Exons: 1
Coding region: 1-588 (195 amino acids)
Source: RefSeq, a predicted model, not a curated record